AUGUCCCACAUUCAAGAAACUCAUGAUCAACAACAUGAACCAACUAACAUCCGAAGACUCCAGUUCCCACUGGACCCGAACUCAUAUAAAAUCCUCGACGAGAUCGGCGUCGGCGUCAGCGCCGUCGUCUACAAGGCCCUCUGCCUGCCGCUGAACUCCGCCGUCGUCGCCAUCAAAUCGAUAGACCUCGACCAAUCCCGCGCCGACUUCGACAACGUCCGACGAGAAGCCAAGUUCAUGUCCCUCCUCUCCCACCCCAACGUCCUCAACGCCCACUGCUCCUUCACUGUCGACCGCCGCCUCUGGGUCGUCAUGCCUUUCAUGUCCGCCGGCUCCUUGCAGUCCAUCAUCUCCUCUUCCUUCCCCGACGGCCUCUCCGAGCCAUGCAUCGCCGUUGUCCUCCGAGAAACCCUAAACGCAUUGUCGUAUCUCCACGAUCAAGGCUACCUCCACCGCGACAUCAAGGCCGGGAACAUCCUCAUCGACUCCAACGGCUCCGUUAAGCUCGCCGAUUUCGGCGUCUCCGCGUCGAUACACGAGUCCAACUCCUCCCGAGGAUGGUGCUCUCCGUCGUCCUCGGUCUUCACCGACGUCGUGGGGACGCCUUACUGGAUGGCCCCGGAGGUCAUACACUCCCACAACGGGUACGGCACCAAGGCUGAUAUUUGGUCGUUUGGGAUUACUGCGUUGGAAUUAGCCCAUGGAAGGCCUCCACUCUCUCACCUUCCUUUAUCCAAGUCUCUGGUUCUGAAGAUCACCAAGCGGUUUCGAUUUUCGGAUUACGAAAAGAACAAGAACGAGAAGAACAAGAGAUUCUCGAAGUAUUUUAAGGAAAUGGUCGGAUUGUGUCUCAACCAAGAUCCCUCCAAGAGGCUAACUGCUGAGAAAUUGUUGAAGCACUCGUUCUUCAGGAACUGCAAUAAGGGUUUGGACUUUUUGGUGAAGAACGUUUUGCAUGGAUUACCUAGUGUGGAGGACAGGUUUAGGAUUAUCAAGAGUCCUACUUUGAGUGUUGUGCCUGUGGUUAACAAGAGUAUUGGUGAUGAGGAUGGUGAAGAUGAGGAAAUGGAGGACUCAAAUGAGAAAAGGAGAAGGAUUAGUGGGUGGAACUUCAACGAGGAUGGGUUCAAGCUCGACCCGGUGUUUCCGACCGACUCCGAAGAUGAUUCCGUCGUGAAACAGGUCCGGUUCGGUGGUGAAACCAUUAUUCAAAACAAGGGAGUUGGGGAGGAGACUCGUGCAGUGAGUCUUGUUCAAGAGAGGGGUGGUGAGUCAGGCGAGUCAACGCCGGGUGAGUUGGGCGAGUCUAGCCCAAGUUCACCGGGUCAAGGACGGACGAGUGGUGGUAUUAUUGAUAGGGACAUUGUGAUGCAGGAUUUGAUAUUUUUGAAAAGGAACUUGGAGGAUGAGAGGCAGACCUUAAUGCAGGUGUUUAGGCUGUUGGAAGCGGAGGAGGCGGUGGAGGCGACAAGGGAGGAGUACUUGGAGCGGAUGGUGGAGAGGCUGAGGUCAGAGCUAGAGAGUGAGAAGAAGAGGAACUUGGAGUUGGAGUUGGAGGUGGAGUUUCUCAAAAUGCAGAUUCAAUGUGAUAAUUAA
Molecule: messenger RNA, 1596 nt
Organism: Morus notabilis
Lineage: Eukaryota; Viridiplantae; Streptophyta; Magnoliopsida; Rosales; Moraceae
Product: serine/threonine-protein kinase BLUS1
Exons: 2
Coding region: 1-1596 (531 amino acids)
Biological process (GO): protein phosphorylation
Molecular function (GO): protein serine/threonine kinase activator activity; protein kinase activity; ATP binding
Source: RefSeq, a predicted model, not a curated record